Fomitiporia mediterranea MF3/22 is the source of this 1308-nucleotide messenger RNA. Its product is annotated as nucleotide exchange factors-like protein. The record is from RefSeq and is a predicted model, not a curated record. The coding region runs from base 77 to 1141 and encodes 354 amino acids. The transcript is spliced from 6 exons. NCBI's taxonomy places the organism in Eukaryota, Fungi, Basidiomycota, Agaricomycetes, Hymenochaetales, Hymenochaetaceae.
UCUCUCUUCCAUACACUCAUCCUAUUCAGACUUGCAGCACACUAAACCAUUACCAAGCUCAAAAGAUAGAAGAAUCAUGCAGUCACUCUUGCGAUGGUCCAUAGAGAACUCAGCAGCAGACGCAUCCAAUGUCGAGCAGCCUCAACACACCCAACAACCAAGGCAGAUCGACCCAGGAAUCAUCGAUGCAAUUCUCGGUCGACCUGACAGCGUACUUAUGAAAGAAGCGUUGGAUGUUGCAACGAAAGAGGAAUCAGGCGAGGACGCGCGACUGCAGGCAUUAGACGACUUUGAGAUGCUUAUAGAACAAAUUGACAAUGCAAACAAUAUCGAGAAGAUGAGCAUGUGGCCCACUUUACGAGAUCUCUUGUCCUCAGACGCGUCGAGUGAUGCAAUUCGGGCGGCUGUGCUCUGGAUUAUAGGCACCGCUGUGCAGAAUAAUCCAUCCGCCCAGAAUGCUUAUUUGUCGCUAUCUGACUCCCCUUUGUCGGUGAUCCUUUCGCGUCUGGCUCCGAAUGAGUCUUCAUCCCAAACACGUUCAAAAGCUGUAUAUGCUUUGAGUGGUCUCCUGAAGCAUAACGCACGCGGUGUAAAGUUGAUGGAGGAGUCUGGUGGGUGGAAGAUACUCAAGGCCGCGCUUGAAGAUCCAGAUAUCACCGUUCGACGAAAAGCCGUUUUCCUUUUGAGUAGUCUGCUUCUACCCUCAGCACAUUCCUCUGCUUCCACUUCCUCUGAGAACCAACCACCAAGUGCACGCGUACACGGUUCUUCAGUGGAAAGCAGUGAUGCUCCUCAACAACCUGAACAUCCAAACUCGCAUGCUGGCAUGACGGCAGAGUCUACCGCCACGUCUGCCAUUACAUCGGCCGCGUUACAGGAACACGGAAUAUCAGGCGAUCUUGUACAGAGCCUUGUCAACCCGACUCCUCACGGAAUGGAUGGAGACCAAGAAGGUGACGCUGAUUUGGAGGAGAAACUUGUUAGAUUAUUCUACACAUACAUGACUUCGGCUGGUGGGCGGCUCGAACCGAACGAUAAGGAGUUAUUGCUGAAGUGGCUCCAGGAGCGAAGAGGGAAAGGAGAGCAUUGGGACCUCCAAGCACAGGAAUUGGAUACGCUGCAGGACUCUUUGCAACCUUGAUAUCGAUUCUUUCUUCAAUUGCAAGGCCAUGCAUGCUAAAACACGCAGCUUGACGUCAUCACGACUUGCUCAUUCUAUCAUUUACCAUGACUGUAUCGUACAUAGAGACGCAUAGUAAAACUAAAUGUAUAUUGAAUAUUACACAAAAUUGUUGAAUGUACAAAUUG